AGACAGCUGCACGGAGCGGGGCCGGGCCGCCAGCGCCUGGAGCCUCGCUUGUCCCUUCUGUGCAGUGGGGACAGUCGUGCUGCCCUGCUGAAAGGUGUUUUAGGUAAAGCUCCUCGCUCAUCGCAGAUGCCUCGAAAAGGGUAGCUAAUUUUUGUAAAUAACCCCCUUUAAGGACGUGCUUGCUAAAGGCCUUCCGGGUUCAGGAAGCAAAAUUAGGCCAGGUUGGGGGCAGGGAGUCCUAUUUAAUGCCGAGCCUACGGCGAGACCCGCUCGGCCGCAGAGCUCCCCUUCGGCCCGGAGCGCGCGCAGGGGGAGGGCAUGGGGUUCCCGCUCAGCUAGGCCUGGGAACGGCGCCCCUCUCCAGCACCCCGGGAGCGCGCCCUGCCCGCCCCACCCCCGCUGCGGCUCCCGCGCACCCCGGCUCCGCCCGGUCGCAGGUCCGUGCGCUUCGGCCCUCGUCGCCCCGCCCCCUUCAGAGGCCCCCGGAUUUGCCCAGUGAUGGUGACGUAGAGGAGACUCGCGCUCCCAUUGGGAGACGGUGUUAGGCAGGAGCCAAUCCGGGCGCUGAUCCGGGGAGAAAUCUCGGAGCCGCGCUCGGCGGAUCCCGGAGGCCGCGCGGUGGGGACGCGACCCGGAACCGGCCGCGGCGGGAGAGCCGGGAGGCCCCUCAGGCCGGUGUUCGCGGCCCGGAGCGCGGCAGUGCGGACGAGAAGCCUCCGUGGGCGCAGCGCGGCCCCUCCCAGCCAAGGGCACCAUGGCCACGUCGGCCCCGCUGCGCAGCCUGGAGGAGGAGGUCACCUGCUCCAUCUGCCUCGACUACCUGCGGGACCCCGUGACCAUCGACUGCGGCCACGUAUUCUGCCGCAGCUGCACCACGGACGUGCGGCCGGCGUCGGGGGGCCGCCCCGUCUGCCCGCUCUGCAAGAAGCCGUUCAAGAAGGAGAACAUCCGGCCAGUGUGGCAGCUGGCCAGCCUGGUGGAGAACAUCGAGCGGCUGAAGGUGGAUAAGGACAGGCAGCCUGGGGACGCGGCCCGGGAGCCGCCGGACACCAGGCUGUGCGAGCGGCACCGGGAGAAGCUGCAUUACUACUGCGAGGACGACGGCAAGCUGCUGUGCGUCAUGUGCCGCGAGUCCAGGGAGCACAGGCCGCACACGGCCGUCCUGGUGGAGAAGGCCGCCCAGCCCCACAGGGAGAAAAUCCUGAACCACCUGAGUACCUUGAGGAGAGACCGGGACAAAAUUCAGGGCUCCCAGGCAAAGGGAGAAGCUGAUAUCCUGACUGCACUGAAGAAGAUCCAGGACCAGCGGCAGAACGUCAUGGCCGAGUUUAAACAGGCGCACGAGUUCCUGCGGGAGCGGGAGCAGCACCUGCUGGAGAAGCUGGAGGUGCUGCAGCAGGAGCUGGCGGAGGGCCGCGAGAAGUACAAGAGCAGGGGUGUCGCGGAGCUGGCCCGGCUGGCGCUGGUCAUCUCCGAGCUGGAGACCAAGGCGCAGCAGCCGGCUGCAGAGCUCCUGCAGGACACCAGGGACUUCGUGAACAGGUACCCACGGAAGAAGUUCUGGAUUGGGAAGCCCAUUGCUCGGGCGGUUAAGAAGAAGACGGGAGAAUUCUCAGAGAAACUUCAGUCCUUGCAGCGAGGCCUGAGAGAGUUCCAAGGGAAGCUGCUAAGAGACUUGGAAUAUAAGACAGUCAGUGUCACGUUGGACCCGCAGUCGGCGAGCGGGUACCUGCAGCUGUCAGAGGACUGGAAGUGUGUGACCUACAGCAGCCUCUACCAGAGUGCUUACCUGCACCCCCAGCAGUUUGACUGUGAGCCGGGGGUGCUGGGCAGGAAGGGCUUCACCUGGGGCAAGGUGUAUUGGGAAGUGGAGGUGGACAGGGAGGGCUGGUCCGAGGAUGAAGAGGAGGGCGAGGAGGAGGAGGAGGGGGAGGAGGAGGAGGAGGAGGAAGAGGAGGCGGGCUACGGGGACGGGUACGAGGACUGGGAGACGGAUGAGGACGAGGAGUCAUUAGGGGAGGAAGAGGAGGAGGAGGAAGAGGAGGAGGAGGUCCUCGAAAGCUGCAUGGUGGGGGUGGCCAGAGACUCUGUGAAGAGGAAGGGGGACCUGUCCCUGCGGCCAGAGGACGGGGUGUGGGCGCUGCGCCUCUCCUCUGCGGGCAUCUGGGCCAAUACAGACCCUGAGGCUGAGCUCUUCCCGGCGCUGCGGCCCCGGCGGGUGGGCAUCGCCCUGGAUUAUGAAGGCGGCACCGUGACAUUCACCAACGCAGAGUCACAAGAACUCAUCUACACCUUCACCGCGACCUUCACGCGGCGCCUGGUCCCCUUCCUGUGGCUCAAGUGGCCUGGGACUCGCCUCCUGCUGCGACCCUGAGCCCACUGCUGCUUCCCUUCUCGGGGAUUCCAGGACCGUGACAGGGAGGGGAUGUCUGGCUGCGGCACCUGGAGCAGGUGCACUCCCCCCACCGCCCCGAGGCUGUGGCCCCGCAAGGCUCGCUCAGUGCCGCCACUCCGUCCACACGGCUGCCGUCGGACUCGUCCCCCAGUGCCUGGGG
Molecule: messenger RNA, 2555 nt
Organism: Lontra canadensis (Northern American river otter)
Lineage: Eukaryota; Metazoa; Chordata; Mammalia; Carnivora; Mustelidae
Product: tripartite motif-containing protein 26
Exons: 8
Coding region: 755-2374 (539 amino acids)
Molecular function (GO): zinc ion binding; protein binding
Source: RefSeq, a predicted model, not a curated record